Molecule: messenger RNA, 2296 nt
Organism: Musa acuminata AAA Group (dessert banana)
Lineage: Eukaryota; Viridiplantae; Streptophyta; Magnoliopsida; Zingiberales; Musaceae
Product: ubiquitin carboxyl-terminal hydrolase 24
Exons: 7
Coding region: 405-2018 (537 amino acids)
Biological process (GO): protein deubiquitination
Cellular component (GO): nucleus; cytosol
Molecular function (GO): cysteine-type deubiquitinase activity
Source: RefSeq, a predicted model, not a curated record
CAUCAAACCCUACUCAAUCUCUCUCUCUCUCUUCUCUGCGACAAAACGGCAACCUCCCCCCCACCCCUCGUCGUUUCCUCGACGCAGUUUUGUGCGUUCCAUCUCCGAGUUCCCGCGGUAGAUGCUGCGUUUAGGCCGCGGUGGUGGCCAAAUCCGAGAGUUCUUCUCCCCUUUUAGAUGCUAUUAUUCCCCCGCCGCCUCCCUCGGCCUCCCCUCGUUUCCUCUCGUUUAAUGUCUUCCCUCCGCCUCCCCUUCUAUAGUGGCCUCUUCCCGAUCGGGUUAAAAACCCUAGAUUCUUCUUGUUCCAAUUCACGGCUCCCUUCCUCCCCCGUUCGCCAGAGAAAGGAUAUUUUUCUCGAGAUAUUUAGGCCACUCCAACGUGCGUCUUUGGUUUGGCAGACAAGAUGAGUGAUCAGCAGGUCUUAGUAUUUGGGUCUUUUACAGAAGAUGAAACCAAGUUAUUCCAAAAGCAAUCAGGUGAAGAUGAUACGAGUCAUAUAGAAAAGACAGGAUUGCAGUUUGGAUCUUUGACUGUUAGUUCAAACAAAGGUUCUACUAUUGAAACCAAACAAACUAAUUCAUCCAUAAGAUCGAAAGGUAUUCAGCUAUCGAAAACAAUUGCAAAGGACCAAAUAUGCACUACUAAGUUAGCUUCCAAAAUUGACAAGUUACCGGGAGAUACAAGAGCCCAAGCUAACGGAAGCUCCAGUGUGCAUUCUACCCACCUUGUUGGAGUUACUGAAAAUGGGAAGGAUAACUCUGCUUCAGUUUCUCUCCAGAUAUCUGAAACAGGAAUUAGGGAUACGGCUACUUUUGCAAGUCCAGAAGUGCAAGGUGUAAUUCAAGAAUCAAAAAAUCAGAAUGUACUUGUUGACUCAGUGUUAGUUGCAUCCCCCAUGGUGGAAGUUCUGAAAACUUCAGGUGAAAAGGAACCAGUGGUUAAAGGCUUAUUACCACGAGGCUUAAUAAAUUCUGGAAAUCUGUGCUUUCUGAAUGCGACAUUGCAAGGUCUGCUUUCUUGUUCACCAUUUGUUCAGCUUUUGCAGGAUCUAAGGAAUCAAACUAUUCCUAAGAGUGGCUACCAGACAUUGCAUGCAUUUGUUAAUUUUAUAUCUGAAUUUGAUAUGCCUGGUGAUUCAAGCACCAAGGAUACUGGAAAGAGAGUUCUUGAGACUGGGAAGCCUUUUAGUCCAAUUAUGUUUGAUGCUGUUUUAAAAUGUUUUACUCCUGACUUGCCAAUUGGAAUAUUGGGAAGGCCAAGACAAGAAGAUGCCCAGGAGUUUUUAAGUUUUGUAAUGGAUCAAAUGCAUGAUGAAUUGCUGAAGCUUGAAGGCUACAUGUCAGAUGCUAUUGGUAGUCAAGCACCUCUCAUUUCUUCUGCUGAAGAUGAUGGCUGGGAAACUGUUGGACCAAAGAACAAGUCUGCAGUCACCAGAACUCAGAGCUUUGUUCCUUCUCAGUUAAGUGGAAUUUUUGGGGGUCAAUUGAGGAGUCUUGUUAAGGCAAGAGGGAAUAAGGCUUCAGCAACUGUCCAACCUUUCCUCUUGCUCCAUCUUGACAUUUUCCCCGAGGCUGUUCAUACCAUUGAAGAUGCGCUUCAUCUUUUUUCUGCCCCCGAAACACUUGAAGGAUAUAAAGCAUCAGCUGGAAAGGCUGGGGUGGUUAGUGCCAGCAAAUCAGUGAAAAUACAGAAGCUUUCGAAGAUAAUGAUACUGCAUUUAAUGAGGUUUAGCUAUGGAAGCAAAGGAAGCACAAAAUUGCACAAACCUGUUCAUUUCCCACUCGAGCUGGUUCUUGGGCGAGAAUUACUCGUUUCCUCAUCACCAGAGGGAAGGAGAUAUGAGCUUGUAGCCACCAUCACGCACCAUGGUCGAGAACCCUCAAAGGGUCAUUAUACUGCUGAUGCAAGGUAUUCCAAUGGCAUCUGGCUUCGGUAUGAUGAUGCAACUGUUACAGCUGUCACUACAAACAAGGUCUUGCACGACCAGGCUUAUGUCCUCUUCUAUAAGCAAAUGUAGUCAUCUCUUAUUCUUUAUUAAGAUGCAAUCCUAAAGCCACCUCCAUCUAUUGUUUAUCUGAUCUGCAUGUAAAAUUACUGCCUGAUGGGGGUUAACCAUAUCAUGAUGUGUAGAUCUAUUGGUUCUCAUUGCUCUUUUAUUGGAUGCCUUGUGUCGAUCAAAAGUAGCACAACUACUAAAAGACUUUGGAUGUAUUUUUUCUUACUGUACCUACAGACGGAAAUGUGCAUUACCUCAUUAUAUCUUCUAAUGUAGGAAGUGAGUAGUAUGGUUCUGUA